AUAUAUGAGCGCUCGGUAUCGGUCAGUGGGAUAACACGGCGGACGCCAUAUUGGAUUUGGUGGGAAGCAAAAUGAUCCGGACGAUCGUAUUUUUCGGGGCCGGGGGCCUUUUUACAGCUUGCUAUAGUAAUCUUGUGCGCAGAUUACCAAUGUGGAGAAAGCCCAGUUUGCAUGUGGUUGCCACGGCAGUUGGUCUCUACUUAGGAUAUCUAGGACAUCGUUUUGAGGAAACAUCUGAAGAUAGAUACAAAGAAAUGAUCAAGAAACACAAGAAUGCCAAAUGGUUCCCGCAAGGCCAACUUCUAGCUGAGAGAUACGCUAGGGAAAAGGCUAUUUUAGGAGGCAGUGGUGAGGAACCAGAUGAAGAUGAAGAGGAAGAAGAAUAGAUGGAGGAUAAAUAAAACCACAGUGGGAUAUUUUCAGUAAUAUUGAACCUUGUCUUAAAUUGAGUUUUGUAAAUACAGAAGAGCUUUGCUGUUGAUUAUAAAUAAAGUUGUCAACACUUUUCUGAUAGUAAUCUUCAAUAAAAACCUUUAAUGGGAACAUGGUCCCAUUAAUUAAAUUGUGCUGAAGAAGGUUAGUGACUUAGAAUACAAAAUAGCAAAAUCUUAUUUUAUGUCAAUAGCAUGAAGAAGGAACCUUGCACUCUCGGCUAACAGGAUUGAUCAGCAGAGGUCUAUUGCCAGAAUGAGCGACUUGCCUAAAAAAGGCCUGUGAGGGAGGCUAGCAGGCUAUAUGUUACGUCUAUUAAGCUUGUUUGGUAGUAAAAGCUCUAAGCAAAAUGUAAACCUAGAACAGUCUUUUGUUAGUUUUUUAUUUUUAUAUUUUAAACCUUUAGGGUAUAAAUUAAAUACAAUGGCCAUA
This is a messenger RNA of Nematostella vectensis (starlet sea anemone), 864 nucleotides long. RefSeq lists its product as uncharacterized. Lineage: Eukaryota; Metazoa; Cnidaria; Anthozoa; Actiniaria; Edwardsiidae. The transcript has 4 exons. The coding region runs from base 72 to 386 and encodes 104 amino acids. The record is from RefSeq and is a predicted model, not a curated record.